This is a messenger RNA of Patiria miniata (bat star), 2075 nucleotides long. Its product is annotated as probable proline iminopeptidase. The record is from RefSeq and is a predicted model, not a curated record. Gene Ontology annotation, biological process: proteolysis. Bases 42 to 1073 code for a protein of 343 amino acids. The transcript has 7 exons. Lineage: Eukaryota; Metazoa; Echinodermata; Asteroidea; Valvatida; Asterinidae. Gene Ontology annotation, cellular component: cytoplasm. Gene Ontology annotation, molecular function: aminopeptidase activity.
CCUCUCAGUGACCUUUUAUCACUUCCGUAUUGACAAUAACAAUGCUGAGGAGGUUUUUCACGCGUAGCCUGAAUAAAUCCAACGUAAAAUUUAACAAAUCGUCAAGGAAUCUCGGCAGGAAUAUGGCAGAAACGAGUAUGUACCCACCCAUCGAGCCGUAUGACACCGGCAGGCUGAAAGUUGACGAUAUACACGAGCUGUAUUACGAACAAAGCGGCAAACCAGACGGCAAUCCAAUCUUGUUCGUUCAUGGUGGUCCAGGGGGCGGUAGCAGCCCUGCCGAUCGUUGUUACUUUGACCCUCAAUUCUACCGGAUCGUGAUCUUUGAUCAGCGUGGGUCAGGCAAGUCAACACCGGCUGCAGAACUUCGGAAUAACACCUCAUGGCAUCUUGUGAAAGACAUAGAAACAGUGAGAGAGCACCUGAAGAUCGACCAAUGGGUGAUAUUUGGGGGCAGCUGGGGGGCAACACUGAGCCUCUUGUAUGCAGAGAUUUACACAAAGAGGGUCAAAGCAAUGGUGCUGAGGGGUGUCUUUACAUUUCAACCGAAAGAAAUCAAAUGGCUGUACCAAGAAGGAGCAAGUUAUUUUUACCCAGAUCAUUGGGACAGCUACAUCUCUGUCAUCCCUGAGGAGGAGAGAGGCGACCUUGUCACCGCUUACCACAAGAGGCUGACUGGUGAUGAUGAAGACGUCAAGAUGACGUGUGCCAGGGCUUGGAGUCUAUGGGAAUGCUCUGUCUCCAAACUGGUUCCCGACAAAGAAGCAGCCAUCAAAGUGACCAACGAUCUCUGGGUGACUCAGUUUGCUAGGAUUGAGAGCCACUACAUGAUCAACAGGGGAUUCUUAGAGUCGGACAGGUACAUCUUAGAUAACGCCAUCAAGCUUAAAGACAUUCCUUGCAGCAUAGUUCAAGGACGUUAUGAUAUUGUAUGCCCACCUGAAUCUGCCUUCAAACUACAUCAGAUACUUCCCAAAUCAGAGCUUCAUUUCCUUAUAGCUGGCCACUUCUCUAAGGAACCUCUGAUCCAAGAGAGUCUGGUGAAAUCCACAGACAAGUACAAAACUCUGUAGAGAAAAUCUAUGUGAGUAUAACAUGCUGAUCAGCUUAACAUCGCUCUGUUUCAGGAUUGAUUAUUGAAAUGUGCAAACUGAAAUUCCUUUGACGUGAUAUUUUCAUGAGGCUUACAUUACGUUUUUGAAGGUGUUGGGUUUCUAAGAUACCCUCGGGUAAAUCUAGUGUAUGGAUCAGAAUGCCUGCACAGAGAGCUCUCAGAUCAUUUAGUGACAAUAAAAGUACAAUUAGGGGACUAUUCAUGCGUAUCACAGAGAAACAAUGAAAUGUCCUGCGAGUACUGUCGCUAUUAAGUUCGUUAGAAAACUGAACUCAAUAAGACUGCUGUCGUUUAACACUGCUCCAUUCACAACACCAGGGCCCAAUUUCACGGCGCUGCUCAGCACACAAGUUUUUGCUAACAGAGCCAUCCGUCUAUUUCAUGGAGACCGUAAGCAUAAGCACAGCAAAAGGCACGCUUACUUCAGAGGAAAUAUUUGCUUAACUUAGUGACGUAACAAGAGAAAUCUCCAUGCACACGCGACUGUUAACACAUCCUCGCUGUGAAAUACUGCUUAAGGUUAGCAAAUUUUUCUGCUAUGCUAAACAUAACUUUUCUGCUAAUCGUUAAGCUAGCUAGAAAUUGGGCCCAGCUGUUCAACACACCAACUACAUGAUAAAAAUAAAAAUUAUAAAAGAGCUCCCCAUCAAACAACUGAGGACGCUGUUCAAAAAUAGCAGAGAAAAAAUACACUGUUUAAAGCAACAGUGUUAUUUUUUUGGAAAACAGUAGUCUUUUGUAACAUUCACGAAGAGCACUGCUGUCAUUUUCUCAGGUUUUGAUACAACUGUGAAUAUAAUUUUAAGAAUAUCAAUUCCAAUGGUUAUAAUUGAUUUGAAGUUUAAAGCUAUAGUCCAUCAUUUGCAGCCAUCCGAAAAGUAACUGGCGUAAUUAUUGUUGAAAAACAAACUUGGUUGAAAGAUAGUAAGGGAACUAAACUCCCUGUGAAAUUAUUCUUUCU